Messenger RNA from Salvia splendens (bonfire salvia), 588 nucleotides. RefSeq names its product pentatricopeptide repeat-containing protein At1g62350. Lineage: Eukaryota; Viridiplantae; Streptophyta; Magnoliopsida; Lamiales; Lamiaceae. The transcript is spliced from 2 exons. Bases 1 to 588 code for a protein of 195 amino acids. The record is from RefSeq and is a predicted model, not a curated record. Gene Ontology annotation, molecular function: protein binding.
AUGGGGAAGGAGGGUUUGAUGGUGGCGAAGGAGCUCAAGCGCCUCCAUUGCCACCCCAUGCGCUUCGAGCGCUUCACGAAGACUCAUGUCUCACGCCUCCUCAAAUCCGACCUGGUUGCCGUGCUUGCCGAGUUUCAGCGCCAAAACCUCGUUUCUCUCUCGUUGAAGCUGUAUGAUGUGGUGCGGAAGGAAAUAUGGUAUCGACCGGAUAUGUUUUUCUAUCGUGAUAUGCUGAUGAUGCUUGCCAGAAACAAAAAGGUUGAUGAGGCUAGGAUGGUUUGGAAUGAUUUAAAGGGAGAGGAAGUCCAUUUUGAUCAGCAUACAUUCGGGGAUCUUAUCAGAGCCUUUCUGGACAAUGGAUUGCCAGAUGAAGCUAUGUGGAUAUACGAUGAGAUGAGAAGUUCACCUGAUCGCCCACUAUCAUUGCCUUAUCGUGUCAUAUUAAAAGGGCUUAUCGCGUACCCUGAUUUGAGGGAGAAGGUGAAGGAUGACUUUGUGGAGUUAUUCCCUGACAUGAUUGUUUAUGAUCCUCCAGAUGAUCUUUACAGUGAUGAAGGCCAUUCAGUAACGGAUUUUGAGGAGGAUUAG